CCCAGUGUCUUUUUCAUCUUCUUCAAAUCUACCAACCCAGAAAGCUAAAUCAAACGGCGAUGGAGCAAAACUCCAACAGAGCUGAAGCGGAGCGGCUGUUGGGAGUGGCGGAAAAGCUCUUAACCCAAGGCGAUUUCAACGGCUCAAAAGAGUUCGCUAUCCUCGCCCAAGAAACUGAGCCGCUGUUGGACGGCUCUGAUCAGAUUAUAGCCGUAGCUGACGUCCUCAUCGCUGCAGAUAAACGCAUAAACAACCACCACGAUUGGUACUCCAUCUUGCAAAUCGACCGUCGAUCCGACGAUCAGGAUCUCAUCAAGAAACAGUUCCGUAGAUUCGCGUUCCUCCUUCACCCUGACAAAAACAAGUACCCUUUUGCAGAUCGAGCUUUCAGGCUCGUCGCCGAUGCCUGGGCUGUUUUAUCUGACGCGCGGAAGAAAUCGCCGUACGAUCACGAGUUAAGUCUUUUUACGAAUAUCGAUUUGACGAAUUCUGAUUCCACGCAACCAGGCAAAUUGCCCGUGAGAAGAGGCCGGCCGCCGAAUAGUACAAAGAAAAAUAAUCCAAGAGACGAUAAUUAUAAUCAUAAUCGGCAUGAGGAGCAGCGAUCAAAAUUAUCAACUUUCUGGACAACGUGUCCGUACUGUUAUAUAUUAUACGAGUAUCCUAAGGUUUAUGAGAAUUGUUGUUUAAGGUGUCAGAAUUGUCGAAGAGGGUUUCAUGCUAUCUUAAUUCCGAAAUUGCCGCCGUUGGUUCCGGGGAAGGAGGCUUAUUAUUGUUGCUGGGGGUUCUUUCCGAUGGGGUAUUCGGCUGGGAAUCAUGGAAAUGGCGUGGCGACGCCUCCAUCUACUUCAGGGUUUCCUAAUUGGAUGCCUCCGUUGUUUCCUGGUGGUGGCAGUGGUGGUGUGGAAGUGGGGCCCAAGGAGGGUGGUGUUGGUGCUGAGGCUCAAGGUAGGAAUGGCGACAUUAAUAAUCAAGAGGCGGUGCCUAGGAAGAGAGGAAGGCCAAAGAAGAAUCCAUUUUAGCUUUAACCAGGUGGCUAGCCCGGGCUAUAUGAUGUUUAUAAGGAUCGUAAGCAUGCAAUGUUCAGCGAGCAGCUUUGGUAAAUGUGAUGAUAGGCAUAGGAGUGGAGAAUGAACGCUCAGCAGCUUAAGAUUUGUUAAAUUUCUAGGUACUGAUUGUUGUUGUUCCCUUUUUUUUUUGUCUUGCAAUUAGGUUUCUUGUAAGUAGGUGUAAACUUGAUGAUACGCAGCUAUGCCAUUUUACCCAAGUUUUUAACUAUUUAUUUCAGUGUUUCUCCUUGAAGUUUUGAUUGAA
Messenger RNA from Mangifera indica (mango), 1314 nucleotides. Its product is annotated as dnaJ homolog subfamily C member 14. The transcript has a single exon. Lineage: Eukaryota; Viridiplantae; Streptophyta; Magnoliopsida; Sapindales; Anacardiaceae. The coding region runs from base 60 to 1022 and encodes 320 amino acids. The record is from RefSeq and is a predicted model, not a curated record.